Quercus robur (English oak) is the source of this 1336-nucleotide messenger RNA. RefSeq names its product E3 ubiquitin-protein ligase SDIR1-like. The transcript has 9 exons. The coding region runs from base 305 to 1132 and encodes 275 amino acids. Lineage: Eukaryota; Viridiplantae; Streptophyta; Magnoliopsida; Fagales; Fagaceae. The record is from RefSeq and is a predicted model, not a curated record.
UUUGAUCCCUAAGCUAGUCCACGUGUCAAAGCCUCUACACCCUUGAAGUCGAGAACUUUCGUGUUUCGAUCUCUCCAACAUUAAAAAGUCUCAAAAUUUCUCUCUUUCCGUCCAACAAUAAACAAAAGCUGAUCCGAAUCCUAUGAACGACUCAUCUUUUGAUUCAUUUUUCGCGUCCGUGACUGUAACUGUUUUAUAGGUUUGCAAGACAUACUGUACGACUUGCUGUAUUUGAGUGUGUUCUCAUACUAUCUAAUACUUUUUGGAGGUAGAAGAAUUCUUGAAACCUUUGAAAUCAUCAACCAUGAGUUUUGUUUUCCGAGGGAGUAGAGCAGAUAUUGAAAGUGGAUUUCCAGGAUUUGCUCCUGAACCACCAGCAAUGCGCAUGCACACAGUGCGGCCGGUUAAUUCCAACUCACUUGCUUUUCUUGUCACAGCAGUUCUUUUGCUUUUCAUGAUUUUGAACUCUAAUCAGAUGUCACCAAACUUUUUGAUCUGGCUAGUUGUGGGUGUCUUUUUGAUGGCCACAAUCCUGAGGAUGUAUGCAACUUGUCAACAACUUCAAGCUCAGGCCCGCGCUCAUGCUGCGGCAGCCAGUGGCUUGCUAGGUCAUACUGAACUGCGACUACACAUGCCACCAUCAAUAGCUUUUGCAACAAGAGGACGAUUACAAGGACUAAGACUCCAGCUUGCACUUCUUGACCGAGAGUUUGAUGAUCUAGAUUAUGAUACUCUCAGAGCAUUGGACUCUGUUAAUACUUCCACCACUCCUUCAAUGAGUGAGGAAGAGAUAAAUACUUUACCUGUUCACAAGUACAGAGUUGCUGGCUCAGAGAAUUCAUCACGGCAACAGGCAUCAUCUUCUUCGGGCCCAGCUGAGACUAAGCAAGACUUUAGAAAGGCGGAUGGGAGCAUCAGGGGCCCAGAUGAUGAACUGACAUGCAGCAUUUGCUUGGAGCAAGUUAAUAUGGGGGAGCUAGUUCGUAGCUUGCCAUGUUUGCAUCAGUUUCAUGCCAAUUGCAUUGAUCCAUGGCUGCGGCAACAAGGCACAUGCCCUGUUUGUAAAUUUAGUGUGGGAUCGGGAUGGCAGGAUAGAAGGGAGAGUGAAUCAGAUGGGUCAGACAUGGUUUAAUGACUCAGUCAAGGAUAUAUAUAUAUAUAUAUAUAUAUAUAUAUAUAUAUUUAGCUUUCCAUAUUGUCUUUUGCAUAAAAAUAAUAUACUCUUGAGUUACAUAUGUAUAUAAGUUUCAGUCUCGGCAUUUUCUUAACUUGGGCAUGAAGCAUGCCUCCUUUUUUCCCUUGAUAAAUAAAAGAGAUACUUAAUAUUCUAUUCGUA